GAUCGACUUGGACAUUCGUUAAUAUACUGUUUUAUUAUGUAGUUCUGUAGUCCUCGUAAACCAGUAUCUGUUAAUCUAAUCGAAAAUAAACCGAUAAUAGCACGACCGUUUUUUUUAAAAGGCGUCCGACAAAAUGGCCGAUCUAAAGAGAACCCUCAAACUUAACAAUGGGAAAGAAAUACCUAUAAUAGGACUGGGAACUUGGCAGAGUCCAAAAGACGAGGUGAAGACCGCCGUGCGGGCGGCUUUGGAUGCCGGGUACAGACAUAUUGACACGGCCUAUAAUUACAUGAAUGAAGAUGCAAUAGGAGAGGUUCUUCAGGAGUAUAUUAAGAGUGGAAAAGUGAAAAGAGAGGAAUUGUUUAUCGUUACUAAGCUUCCAAUGAUACACAUGGACCCCAAACUGGUGAAGAGAUCUCUGGAAUUGAGUCUGAAGAAUUUGCAGUUAUCUUAUGUGGAUCUGUACCUUGUUCACUUCCCCAUACAACUAGCGUAUGAAGGGGACGACACCAAAUGUUUUCCCAGAAACGAGGCUGGAAGCUUGAAGGCAGCGGACAAAUCGGAUCUUAUUGGAACUUGGAAGGCCAUGGAGGAACUGGUAGACAUCGGAUUGACUAAAUCUAUUGGAGUGUCUAACUUCAGUAUCUCACAAGUUGAAAGAAUCUGCAAGGUGGCGAAACACAAACCUGUAACAAACCAAGUAGAAUGUCAUAUAUAUUUUCCACAGGAAGAAUUAUUUGAGGCUUGUAAGAAGCAUGGAAUUAUAAUAACAGCAUAUUCGCCUUUCGGUUCUCCAGGCAGGCCCGCCACUCUUAUAAAAGCAGAUGAACCUGUUGUCUUAGAAGAUCCUGUUAUCAUAAAAAUAGCCAACAAAUAUGGUAAAACGCCAGCGCAGAGUCCAAAAGACGAGGUUAAGGUGGCUGUGCGGGCAGCUUUGGAUGCGGGGUACAGACACGUUGACACGGCCUACAUUUACAUGAAUGAGGAUGCAAUAGGAGAUGUGUUACAGGAGUAUAUCGAGAAUGGAAAAGUGAAAAGAGAGGAACUGUUUAUCGUUACUAAGCUUCCAAUGAUACACAUGGACCCCAAACUUGUGAAGAGAUCCAUUGAGUUGAGUCUGAAGAACUUGCAAUUAUCUUAUGUAGAUCUGUACCUCGUUCACUUCCCCGUCCAAUUAGCGUAUGAAGGGGAUGACACCAACGUUUACCCCACAAACGAGGUGGGCGCCUGGAAGAAAGCAGAUAAGUGGGAUCUGUUAGGAACAUGGAAGGCAAUGGAAGAACUUGUUGACCAAGGGCUUGCAAAGUCUAUUGGAGUGUCUAACUUCAGUAUCUCACAAGUGGAAAGAAUCUGCAAGAUGGCUAAGCAUAAACCUGUUAUAAACCAAGUGGAGUGCCAUAUAUAUCUUCCACAGACAGACUUGUUUGAGGCUUGUAAGAAACUUGGUUUAACAAUUACUGCAUAUUCUCCUUUCGGUUCUCCGGGAAGAUUUGACUUUUGUAAACAAGCGGGUGAUCCGAUUGUCUUAGAAGAUCCUGUCAUCCUGAAAAUUGCAAGGAAUCAUGGGAAAUCUCCUGCACAGAUUCUUAUUCGAAAUUUUAUCCAAAGAGGAAUCAUUGUUAUUCCAAAGAGUGUUACUCCGGAGAGAAUUCAAAGCAAUUUCCAGGUUUUUGAUUUUUCUCUAUCAAAAAAAGACAUGGAGGAGAUUAACAACAUAAAGAUUCGACACCGUUAUUUCGACAACGUUUCUGCGAUGUGUAAGGAUCAUCCAGAGUGUCCAUGGUGAAAUAAAAAAAAAAACCCAAUCACAUGUAGGACUUGUAUAAAACAUCUUUGUCAAACUCUCUUGUCUUUGAAGGAAAUAUUCAAGUAAUAACUUUAAAUUCGCCAGUGCUGUUUCUUUACAAUU
Messenger RNA from Saccostrea cuccullata (small rock oyster), 1909 nucleotides. Its product is annotated as aldo-keto reductase family 1 member B7-like. The transcript is spliced from 16 exons. NCBI's taxonomy places the organism in Eukaryota, Metazoa, Mollusca, Bivalvia, Ostreida, Ostreidae. Gene Ontology annotation, molecular function: aldose reductase (NADPH) activity. The record is from RefSeq and is a predicted model, not a curated record. Gene Ontology annotation, cellular component: cytosol. The coding region runs from base 134 to 1786 and encodes 550 amino acids.